Messenger RNA from Hyla sarda, 1946 nucleotides. Its product is annotated as N-acetyltransferase 8-like. The record is from RefSeq and is a predicted model, not a curated record. Gene Ontology annotation, molecular function: N-acetyltransferase activity. Lineage: Eukaryota; Metazoa; Chordata; Amphibia; Anura; Hylidae. Bases 62 to 736 code for a protein of 224 amino acids. The transcript has 2 exons.
CUCUCAAAGCUGUGCGCCACAAAGCAGGACAGUGCCAGGUACAAGCAGGACGAGCGCCAACAUGUCUGACUACUUUAUCCGUCUCUACAAGGACUCUGACUACCGUGAUGCCAGGGACCUGUUUGCCUGCGGAAUUAUAGAGCACAAAGACAAAGCCUUCCACCACGCCAUACGGCUGCCCCACAUCUGGCUCCCAGCAUUGGCGGUGUUGACCCUUCCUGCACUAAACCUUUUGUCUCUCACAGUUUCCAUUCUUACAGUUUCUAUAGGUUUAGUCACUGUAUGGUUUUGUGCCCGUCACAUGUACACGUCCUACGUAGAUUACACCCUCUCCGAUGACAUGUUGGACAUUGGUAAAUAUUACCUGCAGCGGGACGGCUACAGCUUCUGGGUGGCGGAGUCAACAAGCGGUGAAGUCAUGGGCACGAUCGCUGCUCUGCCUUCUUCUGACCCCGGAGGAGAAAAACAUCUGGAACUGAGACGACUAUCGGUGGCCAAACAUCACAGAGGAAAAGGGAUCGCCAAAGCUUUAUACAGGACGCUCAUUGACUUUGCCCGAAAGAGAAGCUGUGACGCCGUGGUCCUGACCACCACAUUAUCACAAAAGACUGCUUGGAAGAUGUACGAGAAGCUCGGCUUCAGGCAGACACGCACCUUUAACCCUCCAGGUCUCCUUGGUAAAGUCCUGGACUUCAGGAUCCUGGUCUAUAGAUAUGAUAUCCCAUCCCAGGAGUAGGAGACUCUAUAAUAUCUGCCCAAGUCUGCUCAGUGAAAGAUCUGCUCAGUGAAAGAUCUGCUCAGUGAAAGAUCUGCUCAGUGAAAGACAGUUCAAUUGUAAAUCCAAGUGAUAAGAAGUAAAAAAAAAAUGGCACUCACCAUCAUCCAUUUUCUUCUCUUUAUAAUAUCAAAAAGUGAAGUUAUACAUUCGACAUUUUCACCCGGCAAGGUGCGCCGUGCUCAGUGAAAGAUCAGCUCAGUGAAAGACAGUUCAAUUGUAAAUCCAAGUGAUAAGAAGUAAAAAAAAAUGGCACUCACCAUCAUCCAUUUUCUUCUCUUUAUAAUAUCAAAAAGUGAAGUUAUACAUUCGACAUUUUCACCCGGCAAGGUGCGCCGUGCUCAGUGAAAGAUCUGCUCAGUGAAAGACAGUUCAAUUGUAAAUCCAAGUGAUAAGAAGUAAAAAAAAAAUGGCACUCACCAUCAUCCAUUUUCUUCUCUUUAUAAUAUCAAAAAGUGCAGGUAUACAUUCGACAUUUUCACCCGGCAAGGUGCGCCGUGCUCAGUGAAAGAUCUGCUCAGUGAAAGACAGUUCAAUUGUAAAUCCAAGUGAUAAGAAGUAAAAAAAAAAUGGCACUCACCAUCAUCCAUUUUCUUCUCUUUAUAAUAUCAAAAAGUGCAGGUAUACAUUCGACAUUUUCACCCGGCAAGGUGCGCCGUGCUCAGUGAAAGAUCUGCUCAGUGAAAGACAGUUCAAUUGUAAAUCCAAGUGAUAAGAAGUAAAAAAAAUGGCACUCACCAUCAUCCAUUUUCUUCUCUUUAUAAAAUCAAAAAGUGCAGGUAUACAUUCGACAUUUUCACCCGGCAAGGUGCGCCGUGCUCAGUGAAAGAUCUGCUCAGUGAAAGACAGUUCAAUUGUAAAUCCAAGUGAUAAGAAGUAAAAAAAAUGGCACUCACCAUCAUCCAUUUUCUUCUCUUUAUAAAAUCAAAAAGUGCAGGUAUACAUUCGACAUUUUCACCCGGCAAGGUGCGCCGUGCUCAGUGAAAGAUCUGCUCAGUGAAAGACAGUUCAAUUGUAAAUCCAAGUGAUAAGAAGUAAAAAAAAAAAAUGGCACUCACCAUCAUCCAUUUUCUUCUCUUUAUAAUAUCAAAAAGUGCAGGUAUACAUUCGACAUUUUCACCCGGCAAGGUGCGCUGUGCUCAGUGAAAGAUCUGCUCAGUGAAAGACAGUU